CUCGGCCACCCCCCCCCACCCUCGAGGCGGACAUUGCCCAGACUCCUCCCGCCCGUCGCCUCUCGCCGCCGCUCGUCUCUCGCCACCGCCACCGAGUUGGCGUCAUGAGUUGGACCCCCGUGUCGCGGUGCUGUCGGGCUGGAGGAGGAGGAGGAGGCGCGCGGGCCCGGCUCGUGGCGAGGGCGGUCGAGGGUCUCCGGCGGGGCCCGGCUCCCGGGGGAGCCCGGAGGUGCGAGGGUUCGGUGCUGACGGCCGCCACGUGCCGAGUGUGGGCGACCCCUGCAGGAGUUGCUGCAGCUGCGGGGCUGUCAAGAUUGUGCGGCCCUGGCGUUGUGCGUGGCCUCCGGUGGGCCCUGCUUGGCGGUGUGGCCGGCUGGGCCGGGGUCCAGAUGCAGAGGCCUCCCCUUGCGGCCGCCCAAGCCACCAGCGGCUCAGACUACGCGCUGGAGAAGCUCAUCGAGCGGGCGGAUUACCUGUACGGCACGCUGGAGUCCGAGAAGCUCUACCUGCUGCUCAAGGAGCAGGCGGACCGGAUGGACAGCGACGAGGUGCUCUGGCGAUUGGCACGAGCGGCGCGCGACCUGGCCCAGCGGAGCGGCACGACCACCGAGGAGCGCCGGCGGCUCGCGUACGAGGCCCUGGACGCUGCCAAGAGAGCGCUCGACAAGAACCCAAGCAGCUUCGCCUGCCACAAGUGGUACGCCAUCUGCGUGAGCGACGUGGGCGACUUUGAGGGAAUCAAGGUGAAGAUCGCAAACGCGUUUGUGAUAAAGGAGCACUUCCAGAAAGCCAUCGAGCUGAACCCCAGAGACCCCACGUCGCUCCACCUCAUGGGAUUAUGGUGCUUCACGUUUGCCGAGAUGCCGUGGUACCAGCGGCGGAUCGCCGCCGUGCUGUUCGCCUCCCCCCCCAGCGCCACCUUCUACGAGGCACUCCAGUAUUUCAGUGAAGCCGAGCAAGUGGAGCCCAGCUUCUACAGCAAGAACAUGCUGAUGCUGGGGAAGACGCAGCUGCGCCUGGGGAACGUGCGCGGGGCGCUGCUGUGGCUCACCAAGGCGCGCGACUUCCCGGCUCGUACCGACGAGGAUGCCCAGGUGCAGAAGGAGGCCGUUGAGCUGCUCAAGUCGUGCACUGGCAAGGGGGAGCGCAAGUAGCUGGCGCCGGGGCAGCGGGCUCCGGCAGUGACGUGGCGUGGCAACGCUCCUCAUCCGCACGCGUCGGAUGAAGACGACGCCAUUGCUUCCGAGUGAAGAACAUUUGUGCGACGUAAUUGUAGCCUCUGAGGAUUUUUGUAGCGAUCGGUGAGAAUAAAAAAAACGCAAAAAGA
Molecule: messenger RNA, 1327 nt
Organism: Petromyzon marinus (sea lamprey)
Lineage: Eukaryota; Metazoa; Chordata; Hyperoartia; Petromyzontiformes; Petromyzontidae
Gene: RMDN1
Product: regulator of microtubule dynamics 1
Cellular component (GO): cytoplasm; mitotic spindle pole; spindle microtubule
Molecular function (GO): microtubule binding
Source: RefSeq, a predicted model, not a curated record